Molecule: messenger RNA, 1892 nt
Organism: Mercenaria mercenaria
Lineage: Eukaryota; Metazoa; Mollusca; Bivalvia; Venerida; Veneridae
Exons: 7
Coding region: 388-879 (163 amino acids)
Source: RefSeq, a predicted model, not a curated record
UGAUAUUUUCAGGGUCAAUGUUCAAAAAUCAUUUUCUCUAUUGAAAUGUAAAGGAAAUGUUAGUGUCAAGUUUCGAAUAAGAAUGGUUUAGUAUAUAAAGUGGUACCAUUCUUUUUUGUCACAAUUAACAUGGAUUGUGACGUUUAGUGGAAUAUAACCUUUGUAGUUUAAUGAUAUUUUCAUUUAAACUUCAUGUUUGGGAAAAGAGGGACGGAAAUUACCGAUAGAUCAUGAUAUUACAAAAAAAAUGAAAUUUAAAUAUUUUGAGCGCGUUUUGAUGUUAUACAAUAAUAAGACACUGUUGACUUAGUUCAUAAUUAUAGUAAAAUUUAAUGUUUUACGUCCGUUCUACCAAACGUUUUUUGGGAAUAUUUUCAGUUUAAUUGAAUGUUUGAAAACCACACGGUUUGGAUAAUUUGGAAAAUGAAGGUACUUCAAGCGAUGCAGAGGACCAACCAGAUGGAAGUAAUGCAUUUACACGUCCAUCUACCCAAGGAGCUUUUGGGCAACACGCAAAUGAGCAAGGCGGUGGAAAUAACCCUGAUAUUGGUUCUGCUAGAAGACCUUUUAGGCAACAGGAAAAUGAGGAAGGCGGUGGAAAUCACCCGGAACCUGGUGUUGCCAGAAGAACUUUUAGGCAACAGGCAAAUGAGCAAGGCGGUGGAAAUAACCCGAAAAAUGGUGCUGCUAGAACGUGUUGGGGGACGGUGGGAUGCUAUUCGUAUGCACAGGGUUGCGGUUUGCAGAGGCUGCGUUUUUUGCUCGUCGGAUAUUCAUCCUAGUUUUUAUGAGCCUGUGUCACGUCCAACGGAUCAGCUCAAUAUAGACACAGAAACCGCAAAACAGGAAAAAAAGGUUGAAAACAUAACAAUGGUUUAAAAGUCCGUAAGGAAUUGACGUCUGUCAUUAUCAAUACCGUCCAAGAAAUAUUACAAACGGAGAAUGUCCUUAUCAGAUCGCGUUAAGGGGCGAGUAAAUCAAGUUCCAAAUGUGGAAACAUAAAAGCUGUUACUUUUUCAGUACAUCUAACUAAUGGCAUUGCGAGGCUUUCACAAACCACUUCUUCUAACACUGUUACACAUGUGUUGAUAACUGAUGAGAACGUGCUCGAACUGUCUAUAAGCAGGAUGUCACGAGAAUUACGUCGGAAGAAUGUGACGACAGUGCAAUAAUCUUUCUAAAGGAACCACUGGCGGCUUCCAGUUUAAAGAUGAGGGUCAGCCAUGAUUGCUUUAAAGAACCGGUCAAUGGUACCAAUAUUAUGAGACCUGUCAGAAGAUAGCGUUUACCAGACAUGGAAAUUAUUGAAACUUAAAGUUGUAGACGACAAAUGUUCAGCAGCAAGCAAGAAAUUUAUGAACAUCCUACCAGAAUAUAUAGAUGCCAUAGCUGGAGUUCUCGUAAAACAAUCAUGUUAUGAAAAUUUCUAAAUUUAACUUAAUCUACGAAAAAAGGGACAAGGCCCGUAACUUGACAUCACAAGAACUUGAAAAUAAAUCAAUUGAAAAAAGAAACGCGUGUGCAGGAGGGAGUUGAGAGAAAAAAUGAAGGUUGCAAAAUAGAAAAUAAAGAAGGAAAAGGAAGAUGCUGUAAAAUCGAAAAUAGUCAAAUGCAACACUUAUCACACCUGCUAGCACCAUCUUAAGCGGAAUUCUAUCACAGUUCAAACUCUUCUGCGUUACAUGCUAGUUUAUAGCUAGGUAGAACAAAAAUAAACUUUAGCGAUGAACUUUUAUCAGUAGAUUCAAUAUGUGUAUAUAUACAGGAUAUUUCAAACAAUAAAAAACUCAAUUUAAAGUUCAUUCAAUUUAUUUGUAUCUAAAUUAAGUAAUAAAGUUAGAAUCUGUAUACUUUUAAUAGUUUUAAAGAUUGUUAUUUCAAAUAAAGUUGUC